UGUUAUGGCGACCAAAAGCUUUAUCAAUCUGGAUGGCAACAAAAUAGUGGAUUUAUCAAACUAAUUGAAAAUUACGGGUUGCGGUUAGAUGCCAACGUGGUGGUGAUAUAGGUUGUAGGCUUAGUUCAGGAGUGUUCACAACGUACGCCGACCGUGCACAGCACUGCUUCUGAGUCUCACGUUGGACGUGGCUUGGUCCCAACCACAUGAUAAUAAUUAAUCUCAUUGAUAAUCAUGACAGACCAUGGCAGACAAGAAGAUGCAGCAGAUAUGGAAGAUGGAGGACCAGGCGCGGUGUAUCAGAUAUUUGUCACAAUGGAGGAGCUCCAGGAAAAGCUAAAAAUAUUAAAUUAUGAGACCGAAGUGACUAAAAACAGGCAUAUUGGUCUGAAACCAAUUUCAAAACACUAUUUUGUCAUACAGACAAAUCCUGGAGAGCAGUUCUUUAUGUUUGUUUCGAUUGCGGCCAUGUUGAUACGAAUGUGUGGAAAGCAGUUUCCACAGCCAUCAGAAGAUGAUGAUCCUAAUAAUCUAAUAGCUGACAUUCUUGCGGAACUGCGAAAUCUUGGUCAUAGUAUUUCAUUCUCCCCCAGCAAGUUGAAGUCAGGAUAUGGAGAGUUGGUGGUGCAGGUGUUAGACAAACUAGCAAAUGAAGCCCUCAAACUAAGUAACCACACCUGGAAACAGCCUGUGUAUCCAACAGAAGAAGCAGAAGAGGAGAUUGUUACAGGUGAUGAUGCAGAAGUUACACUCAACAAGGUGGAAGAGGAGAUGGCAGAAGAGGAAGACUUGGAAGAAGAAGAGAGUAUUCUUGACUUGAAUGCGUUACGAGGUUUGAACCAGGCAAACGACAUGGAUCACAAUAAGCCAGAGGAGAUUCUCGAGUCGGUCACAGAUGCUGCAGAGUGGAAGCUGGAGGUGGAGAGGGUGUUGCCGUCACUGAAAGUUCACAUUCGCACCGACAAUAAGGACUGGAGGAGUCAUUUAGAGCAGAUGCACCAGCAUAGGGACGGUAUAGAGAGCACACUCGCAGAAACGAAGGGCUAUCUAGACAAGCUGCACUCGGAGAUUAGCCGCACACUGGAGAAGAUUUCGAGUCGUGAGAAGUACAUCAACACGCAGCUUGAGCACUUUCUGCUGGAAUACAGGACUCUGCAGGACAAGCUGGCCGAAACGAAGGAGAAAUAUCGACAGGCUAGCGGUGGCGUGACUGAACGCAACCAGACACUGCAGGAGAUCACUGAGGAGCUGGAGCGGGUCAAGCAAGACAUGGAAGAGAGGGGUACGUAUGAUGCAUCGCCCUGUGACAGGACUGAAAUUAACAAUCGCACAGAUGAGAUGGAAUCUAACGAAUCUCGCUCAGCAGAUAUGAAAACCGAACUUUCUGAUGAUGAAAUGCGACAGUCGACGACCAUUGAAGACGACAGAAUAUCGACCGAUGACGACUCCUCUGCAUCUCCUCUGGUCAUCGACAUAGAAGUAGCGAAACGCGCUGCGGCAAAGAUGGCCACGUUCCCGGAGAAGCUGUGGACAAUGCUGUCGUACAAGAAGGACGGCUCUAGAGAACGAUGUCUUCGCUGGAGCAGCUCUGGCCGUUACGUCGUCAUAGACGUCGAUGCUUUCGAAAAGAUGUCCACGAAGGACUUCCCUGCCGAACUCGUCGGCAGCGGAAAACUGAUUACCUUCGUACGAAAGAUGUACUUGUACGGCUUUAAAAAGAUGGCGGAAGAAAUCAGCGUCGGGCACGACGCACGGGCCAAUAAGAAACGCUACCGAGAACUGAAGACAGCUGUCACUCUCGCUAUCGUUGUCAUCGUUUACGUGCUGAGCUGGGCACCGAUGAUAAUCAUACGAUUCCUCAACUUUAUAUAUGCAGGCGAUCACAGGUACGAUGUUCUCGUGCCGGCAACUAUUGCCACCUGUAACAGCUUCUGCAACCCCUUCAUCUACGCACUGCGUAGCGCCAAGUUCCGCAGGGCGUACAGGCGGGUGCUCUGCUGCGGUACAGACCGCUGCAAACCGGACAGCGACACGCAAGUGUUCAGCAUGGACGCUACCGAUUCCUAGACGCGAGGCUUAUAGACCAAAAAAAAGUGUGACCUAAUUUUUUUUCCUUAUGAUCUGACGUUAUUCUAGGAAUAGCGUCGUCAUAGCCCGAUUAAACGCAAUAUUUUGAAUAGCGUCAGAUCAUGUUAACUCCUACGGUACAAUUUAUUCGUCGAAGGUGGCACGCAGCAGUAGCCUUCCGCCUAUUGUUCACUACUAUAAUUGUACACUGCCCCUGUAAGAAAGCAGUUUCUCCAUUAUUGUGCGGUAAUAUUCGGCAUUAGAGUGUAGUAAUCCGCAUUGUACACGUCGGCUAGAUGCCUCAUAGAAGUAUAGAAAACAUGAAAAGUGAAUUUGGUUUUGUGGAAAUACCGUGUAAUUCUGCCAAGCGAUGUAGCCACUGUGUUUACGUGUGACCAGCGUGAAUUUAUGAGAAAUGUACAUCACGUUGCUUGCAAAAUUUUCGAGCAAAGUUUGGAUUUUUAAUCCGUAGACAUUGCGUAUGCAUAAAGCCAUCUUACGUAUUUAGUAAAGUAUUUAGAAGUUUGUUUAAGUAAUUGUUGUGUCACGCGUAUUCCAGCCUAUGAUAUCUAUAAUAAAUUAUCCGAAGUAGUUCCGAC
Molecule: messenger RNA, 2666 nt
Organism: Priapulus caudatus
Lineage: Eukaryota; Metazoa; Priapulida; Priapulimorpha; Priapulimorphida; Priapulidae
Product: intraflagellar transport protein 57 homolog
Exons: 8
Coding region: 235-2067 (610 amino acids)
Biological process (GO): regulation of DNA-templated transcription; intraciliary transport; non-motile cilium assembly
Cellular component (GO): cilium; intraciliary transport particle B; Golgi apparatus
Molecular function (GO): G protein-coupled receptor activity; sequence-specific DNA binding; DNA-binding transcription factor activity
Source: RefSeq, a predicted model, not a curated record